Messenger RNA from Nelumbo nucifera (sacred lotus), 2488 nucleotides. RefSeq names its product phosphate transporter PHO1 homolog 3-like. Gene Ontology annotation, cellular component: trans-Golgi network; cytoplasm; plasma membrane. Gene Ontology annotation, molecular function: phosphate transmembrane transporter activity; inositol hexakisphosphate binding. Lineage: Eukaryota; Viridiplantae; Streptophyta; Magnoliopsida; Proteales; Nelumbonaceae. The record is from RefSeq and is a predicted model, not a curated record. Gene Ontology annotation, biological process: phosphate ion transport; cellular response to phosphate starvation.
GAGAAAUAGGAAAAAGGAUGAAGUUUGGAAGGGAGUUUGUAUCGCAGAUGGUGCUGGAAUGGCAGGAAGCUUACAUGGAUUAUAAUUAUCUCAAGACCAUACUGAAGGAUAUUCUCCGUUUCAGACAGCAACGACGGGAGACUACGCAUACGGGGGAGAAAGAGAAGGGUGCUCUGAAGCGAAGAGGGUCCUUGUACAGGGCAUUCAGUGGGUUAACUCGCCAUUACAAGUCUGGCGCUUCCGGCGAUGAUCAGGAUGAUCAAGUGAUACUGGUGAAUGCAGUGCAUGGGGAGGGGUCAGAUGAGCGCUACGAGACCUUAUUCCUCAUGGCGUCGGACGAAGGAGGUGACUUCGAGCUCGUCUUCUUCAGGAGACUUGAUGAGCAGUUCAACAAGGUGAUUAAGUUUUACAAGGUCAAAGUGGAGGAGGUGAUGAAGGAGGUCGAGGGAUUGAAUGAACAAAUGGAUACUUUGAUUGCCCUCCGGAUCAUGAUGGAGAAUCCAGGUCUUUCCUUUGAUGAUGAAUCUGUUGAUUCGAUAUUGAACUGGGAUACGUCUUCGGCGGAGAGAAGGGCUUCUGCUCGGAUGAAUUCCAGAGCUACUCGUCCAGCCCCCAUGGCUGUUAUACAAGAAAUUGAAUUGAAGGGUGAACAGCGUCUGGAAAAUCUGCACGUUAGAGCCACUGAAGAAGCACAAGAGAACAACCACAAGAACAUCGGUGGAGGAAAGAAGAAUAUAACUUAUAACUAUAAAGCACCCCCUGUAGAGGUCUUGAAGAAUGUGAAGAUCAAUAUCAUGCCUGAAACUCCGCGGUCGACUUUGAAAGGCUUCCUCAUGGAUUCCAAGACUGACUUGACAUUUAGCAGGAAGGAGCUGAGGAAUGUAGAAGAACAAAUGAAAGCAGCGUUUAGUGAAUUCUACCAAAAGCUUCGACUUCUAAAAAGCUACAGCUUUCUUAAUCUCUUGGCAUUCUCCAAGAUCACGAAGAAGUAUGACAAGAUUACUUCAAGGAAUGCAUCGAAGACUUACUUAAAGAUGGUAGAUGAUUCUUACAUUGGAAGCUCUGAUGAGAUCAGCAGGGUCAUGGAGAGGGUGGAAACUACCUUCAUCAAGCAUUUUUCAAAUGGAAAUCGUAGAAAAGGAAUGAAAAUUUUAAGGCCACAAGCAAAGAGAGAAAGGCAUAGAAUAACAUUUUCCUUGGGCUUCUUUUCUGGUUGCUCAGUGGCUCUCAUAGUGGCUAUAACCGUGCUCAUACAUGCAAGAAAUAUCUUUAAGAGUCCCGGGCGCGGUCAAUACAUGGAAAACAUGUUUCCACUUUACAGUUUGUUCGGAUUCAUUGUUCUACAUAUGAUUAUGUACUCUGCUAAUAUAUUCUUUUGGAGGCGUUAUCGUGUCAAUUAUCCAUUUAUAUUUGGCUUUAAGCAAGGAACAGAGUUAGGCUACAGAGAGGUCUUCUUUCUCAGUGCGGGCCUUGCCGUACUUUCAUUAGCCGGUGUCAUCUCCAACUUAGACAUGGAAAUGGACCCAAAAACACAGAGCUUCAAGGCAUUAACUGAAUUAGUUCCCUUGGGCCUAGUCGCUGUUGUGAUUCUUAUAAUGUUUUGUCCUUUCAACAUAAUAUAUCGUUCAAGUCGCAUCUUUCUUCUCCGAUGUGCAUUACAUUGCAUUUGCGCUCCUCUCUACAAGGUUACACUCCCAGAUUUUUUCUUGGCAGAUCAGUUUACUAGCCAGGUUCAGGCCCUCAGAAGCUUGCAAUUCUACAUCUGUUACUAUGGUUGGGGAGACUUCACAAAGAGAAUGAACAAGUGCAAUCGCAGCGAUAUUUUCAACACCUUCUCUUUCAUUGUAGCAGUAAUCCCCUUCUGGAUUCGCUUCCUUCAGUGCCUUCGACGCUGGGUUGAGGAGAAAGAUGCAAUGCAUGGAUAUAAUGCAUUGAAAAGCUUGUCAACGAUCAUUGCAGUUGCCAUGAGAAUAGCUUAUGAUUUGAACAAGGGAUCGACUCUAAAGAUCAUGGCUGCAGCCAGUUCAGCCAUUGCUACAAUUGCCACUACAUACUGGGACAUUGUGAUUGAUUGGGGCCUUCUGCAAAGGAAUUCAAGAAAUCGUUGGCUGAGGGACAAGCUCCUUGUACCUCAUAAAGCUGUCUAUUUUGUAGCCAUGUCAGUGUUGGGUUUUUAUGAAGUGUUCUUCCUACACAGAACUGCUGUUACAGCCAUUGUUGCUUGCUUGGAGAUCCUUCGCCGUGGGAUAUGGAAUUUCUUCAGAUUGGAAAACGAGCACCUAAAUAAUGUUGGGAAAUUUCGUGCAUUCAAGUCAGUGCCACUUCCUUUCAGCUAUGACCAUUAAUUACAAUAUUGAAAGGCAUUCGGUAUUCCAGAUUCUGUGUCUGGAUAUUUUGCAGAAUAUGUAAAUAUUUUCUUUAAAAAAGAAGAAAACCCUGACAAAGGUUUUGUAUUUAAAUAUUAUAGGCUCUUAGCAUAGUUUGGUCA